Molecule: messenger RNA, 3376 nt
Organism: Panicum virgatum (switchgrass)
Lineage: Eukaryota; Viridiplantae; Streptophyta; Magnoliopsida; Poales; Poaceae
Product: disease resistance protein PIK6-NP-like
Exons: 5
Coding region: 338-3115 (925 amino acids)
Biological process (GO): defense response to other organism
Molecular function (GO): ADP binding
Source: RefSeq, a predicted model, not a curated record
UGCACACCACUGCAACCCCACAAAACACAAGUUUUAUCACCAAAAGAAGCAGAUCUGCCAAAGAUGGACAUCAGGCAAGAACGUUCAGACUAAACGCUGAGGAAAUUAAUCAGGCGGUGGCAUGUUGAUGGUCUUCCGUCUUCGGCGGCCGUGGCGGCGUUGAGGAUCCUUGGAGACAGAGGCCACUGCACUGCUCGCACUUGAUGCGAGCCUUGAUAGCAAUUUGCAAGCUUGCUUGGAUUGAUUACUAGAUCUACAGCCCCAGAUCUCCUAGCUCCAAGUCCAACCUGCAAGACAUACACUAGCUAUCAAGUCUGUCACUUAAAGAUAGGCCAAGAUGAACAUCGCUACAGGGGCAAUGAACACCCUCCUCCCCAAGCUUGCAGAGCUGGUGGUGGGCGAAUACAAGCUGCAGAAGGGUGUCAAGGGAGAGAUCAAGGAACUCGAGAAAGAGCUGACAUACAUAAGUGCAGCCCUCGAAAAGGUGUCUGAGGUGCCUGCAGACCAGCUUGAUAAGCAGGUCAAGAUCUGGGCCCGUGACGCGAGGGAGCUAUCCUAUGACAUCGAAGAUGCUGUUGACACCUUCAUGUUGCGUAGCAAGGGCCGCCAGCAAGAGGGCCAAGACACUUCCCGCCUCAAGGGGCUCAUUGGUAAGGCUGCCAAUUUGUACAAGAAGGCCAAGAAUAACCAUCAGAUCCACAACGUUGUCAAAGACAUCAUGGACCAGGUCAAGAAGGUCAGUGAGCGACGAGAGAGAUGGAAGGUUGACAACAAUGCUGCCGGACCAAGUUUGGUGCCUGAUGGUCCUCGCCUAGAAGCUUUGUACAUGAAGGCAACAGAGAUAGUUGGAAUUGAUGAGCCAAAGAAUGAGCUAGUCAAGAGGCUUAUGAAUGACGCCAGCACAUCGUUGCAGCAACCAAAUAUAAUUUCUAUCGUUGGAUUCGGAGGCUUGGGGAAGACAACACUUGCAAAUGCAUUGCUUGAGGACCAUAAAUCAAACUUUGAUUGCCACUUUAUUGUCUCGGUAUCCUUUAAUCCUAAUAUGAAGAACAUUUUCAAGAACAUUCUUGUCCAACUCGAUAAGAAUAAGUACGGCCACAUAGAUGAAGCAUGGGAAAUAAAUCUUCUCAUCAAUGAAAUAAUAGAUUUCCUCAAGAAUAGAAGGUGCUUGUGUGUGAUUGAUGAUUUAUGGGAAGAAAAGCCGUGGGAUACAAUCAAACUUGCUUUGCAGGAUGGUAACCAUGGAAGCAAGAUAAUCAUAACCACUCGCAAUAAGGCUGUUGCGGAAUAUGUUCGUGGUGGUAUUUAUGAACUAAAGCCUCUUUCUAAUGAUGACUCGAGAGAGUUGUUCUACAAACGGAUAUUUAAAUCUGCCGAUGAUUGUCCUCCUGAUUUGAGCAAAGUUACUGGAAAAAUCUUGAAGAAAUGUGGUGGCGUACCAUUAGCCAUUAUUACUACAGCAAGCUUACUAGCUAAUAAACCAAGGUGUUCAGUUGAAUGGGAGAAGGUGAAUAGUUCUAUCCGUUCUGGAUCUGAAAAUAGCCACCCUAUGGAAACGAUGAACACGAUAUUAAGAUUCAGUUACAAUGAUCUGCCUUUCCAUUUGAAAACUUGCUUGUUGUCUCUGAGCAAAUAUCCCGAGGACCAGAUGAUUAGAAAGGAUGUUUUGGUAUGGAGCUGGAUAGCAGAGGGUUUUAUUACACCUUCAGGGUCAAGCUUGCAGGAGACAGGGGAUGGUUACUUCAAUGAGCUUAUUAAUAGAGGCUUGAUACAGCCCAUCAACCACAAGCCCAUUGGCUUGUAUGAAGAGAUGGAUGUGUAUGCUUUCCAAUUACAUGACAUGGUGCUUGAGCUUAUUAUCAAGUUGUCAGCUGAAGAAGGCUUUGGUACCACUUUGUUGUUAGAUGGUGAGCAAGAAGGUGCAUCUUCGUUGCAUCAGAGGGAGAUCACCCGGCGGCUGUCCCUCCACAAUAGCAGUACCACCAAGGCCUCAAUAAAUGAAAGAAAAGAGCUGUUCAAAGUGAGGUCACUUGAUGUCUUUGGCCAUGCAGAUUUAAUGAUGCUGGCCCUUUCAAGAUUUCGUGUUCUACGUGUACUGCAGCUGGAGGACUGUUCUGGACUGGAUAAGAAUCAUCUGAAGGAUCUCUGCAAGUUGGACCUUCUGAAGUUUCUGCGGCUACAGGGUUUGAAAGUCACCGAGCUCCCCGAAAGUAUUGGCAUGCUGGAGUCACUAGAGACAUUGGACAUCAGAGGUAGCCAGCCAAUGACAAUAAUGUUGCCACUGUCUUUUGGUAAACUAGGAAAACUGGUCCGGCUACUUGCUGAUAGGGGGGAACUGCCGGAUAGUGUAGCUUUGAAGAAUAUGAAAUCUCUACAAGAGCUAGUAGGGGUACACCCUACCUUGCAUGUCAUGACAGAGAUCGGUAAACUGAGAGAGCUGAAGGUCCUCAAACUUGUCAUCAAGAGUGAACCCGAGAGAAAUACUGGCAACUUGGACGAAUUGAUACCCAUGUGCCUCCAGAUGUUACCCAGUUUGCAAGUAUUGGUGCUUGAAAGCCGGACGAAUUAUUCCUUGGAUUUCAUGGCACAGGUUCCUCCAGGUCUCCGAACUAUCAUGUGUUCGCCCUUCGCGACAUUCCCCAGAUGGAUUGAUCCGUCGCUCUCCUGUCUCACUGUAUUGUCCAUCAUGCUUAUUUGUGUGGCUGUCCAGCCUGAGCACCUUGAUAAGCUUGCUGAGUUGCCAUCUCUUCGCUUUCUCAGGAUACAAACAAUGUUCCCACACGGUGAGCAGAAAAAGCUCGUUAUUCCCAGCAGUCCAUCUUCAUUCCGGUGUCUAACAGAUCUUCAGAUUGGGAGCUGCGUCAUGUUUCUUAAGUUUCAACCUGGGGCUAUGCAAAAGCUCCAAAAACUCUGCCUUGACUUUAACGCGAGCUGGACCAAUUCGCAUUUUCGAACUUAUAACUUCGAUUAUGGAUUCGAGAAACUCCCUUCUCUCCAACAUGUCUUCAUUCGGUUAUCGAGGGGGGCGACAUUCCGCUGCUUCGCAGCCGAGGAUGCUAUUCGAAGGACACUUGAUGAUCAUCCCAACCAUCCGUUGCUCGAUAUUUCCCCAUAAGAAUUAAAGGAUGGAUCGGAAGCAGCGUAUGGGAUUUGUCGCUUCGCAUAUACUUGUUACGGGGUUAGAGGCUAAGUGGGUUACAUUUUCCAUGAAAUCUAUUGAUACAUUCACGUCACAUUCAAACUCUUUUAUGACCAUUCAUUGUGUGUUUCCAAUAAUUGCAUCAUGUACGUUUUUAUUUUGUUACGGAGGAUGGAUUAUCAGCGCGGCCUAUUUUGAACAUUUCAUCCACAAUAUUGUAUCUUAUCAAAUUUGAAG